GCUGUGAAAGCAUACCCAGGGUUUCUUAGGCGGUACACACGGCGGCCCCAUAAGAUGAAAGUGAUGAACAAUGAAGAAACGAUAGCAACGGAAAGCCGUUGUUCGAGUCGUGGACUGCUACGGCUGUGAAGUCAUUUGUCUAGUGGCUAGCGCGUGGGGUGCCCGCGUGGGAUUGGCACCUGACGUUGCUCCUUCCCUGCCAGCGAACAAAAGCUAGCCGCGAGACCCCGCGAGACCCUACCUUGUGAACGCCAGAUAAGACAACGUAGUCAAGUGUCGCCAGCGUCAUCACUUCGCUGUCAUGUUGUUAAAUGCAUCUCUCCUCUGUCCUCAUCAUGCAUCACUCACCAGAGCUGGUUGACAGGAGCAGGCACAUUCAUCAGGACCUAUAAGAUGGAUGGAUCAAGGCAAAACUUGUAACGCAGAUCAUUACUUUUUAACGUUCAGAAUAUGACCGGUGCCGACGAUACCUCGCGAACCACACAAAUUAUGCCGAAGCCGCGUUCGACUUUUGCAGUACACACAGCAAGAGACGAUGCUGAAAGCUUAAGCCAGCCUUCUUUCCACCAGGCCUCAUCUCUACGUACCGGGGACAUGUCGCUCCUUCCAUAUAGCAACUUCCAAGAGCUUCAGGAGGCUAUUAGUGAUGGGAUUACGGAAGAGACGGACUUGAACAUCAAAUACACGAAGACGCAGUUCUCUCGAACAUCACACACUGCGCAGUCAAAGUCGUCUAAGGAGCCCUUCAAACCCAGACCUGGAGCCCCCCCGAGACCAGCGGAAUGUACAAACAAGCAAGGCACCUUUUCAAGUAUGUUUGUGACCAUCACAUUCAACGUCUUCAGCAUCUUGGUAUCCUUGUACUUUGGUUCUAUACUAGGUCAAACUGGUAUUAUGGACAUAUUGGGAAUGCUGUGCAUGUACUAUGCCAUCAAUCUCUUGACUACCAUGUUAGUUCCAUCUAUUGCAACUCAUGGCACUGUCAAUGGCAGAGGUGCCUACUAUCUCAUCUCAAGGAGCCUAGGACUUGAAUUUGGCGGAGGUGUGGGGCUCGUCUUUUCCAAGGACAACUUUCUCUGGGUUAAGACUGACUUCCGCUCUGUACGUCUUGCUCAUCCUCGCCCUCGUAGCACCGGUAGGACGCGAAAGAUUAGAUGAGAAUACAAACGUCAAUCAACUUAUAGAUCUUUCAUCCUUCCACACAACAUCCCGAGUCAGAGGCACAUCAUCCGAAUCAUGGUGCAGUAUGGUGUGCUUUGGAAGGCUAUGAGUCUUCCCAACACCUCGAAAAG
Messenger RNA from Dothidotthia symphoricarpi CBS 119687, 1292 nucleotides. RefSeq lists its product as uncharacterized. Gene Ontology annotation, cellular component: membrane. NCBI's taxonomy places the organism in Eukaryota, Fungi, Ascomycota, Dothideomycetes, Pleosporales, Dothidotthiaceae. The coding region runs from base 451 to 1158 and encodes 235 amino acids. The record is from RefSeq and is a predicted model, not a curated record. Gene Ontology annotation, molecular function: potassium:chloride symporter activity. Gene Ontology annotation, biological process: cell volume homeostasis; potassium ion import across plasma membrane; chloride transmembrane transport. The transcript has a single exon.